Molecule: messenger RNA, 1079 nt
Organism: Rhinichthys klamathensis goyatoka
Lineage: Eukaryota; Metazoa; Chordata; Actinopteri; Cypriniformes; Leuciscidae
Gene: mettl21a
Product: methyltransferase 21A, HSPA lysine
Exons: 5
Coding region: 131-841 (236 amino acids)
Biological process (GO): peptidyl-lysine methylation
Cellular component (GO): cytoplasm; cytosol
Molecular function (GO): protein-lysine N-methyltransferase activity
Source: RefSeq, a predicted model, not a curated record
UCUCUCUUGUUUACAGUCUGUAUUCGAUUUCUCUCUUUUUUUGACAAAUAGGCAAACCAUUUUAAAACGUUACAGAAUAAGGAACUGUCAACUCGCUGGAUUUAAAAAAUAGGCAUUUUAGCAGCUCAGGAUGGCUUUGGUCCCCUAUGAUGAGAAUGUACUUCCUGCUCUGUCAAAGCUUCACCAGACUUCAGCUGAAUUUAAUCUGGCCAAUCACAGGAUCAGACUCAGCCAGGACUGGAAGCGAUUGGGUGUCGCUGCUGUGGUCUGGGACGCAGCUGUAGUGCUCUGCAUGUUUCUGGAGAUGGGAAACGUGGAUCUGAAAGGAAAGAAGGCUAUUGAGCUUGGAGCCGGCACAGGUUUGGUGGGCAUUGUAGCUGCUCUCCUUGGAGCCAAUGUGACAAUUACGGACCGAGAACCUGCCUUGGAAUUUCUGACUGCCAAUGUGCGUGAAAACAUUCCUCCCAGCCAGAAGGGGGCGGUACAGGUAUCUGAACUUACCUGGGGUGAGAAUCUAGAUCUGUAUCCCUCAGGCAGCUUUGAUCUGAUACUGGGAGCCGACAUUGUUUACCUGGAAGAGACGUUUCCCGCUCUCCUGCAGACUCUUGAACACCUGAGCUCGGAGAACACGGUCGUGGUGUUGUCCUGUCGGAUCCGAUAUGAGAGAGAUGAGCGGUUCCUGAUGGAGCUACGGCAGAGGUUCUCUGUGCAGGAGGUUCAUUAUGACUCUCAAAGGGACAUUCACAUUUACAGAGCCGUGAAGAACAGGACCAACGCCGAACUGAGCCUUUCUCUGACGUCAGUGGCAUCAGAAGGUUUACCCCUGAUUGGUCAAAACUGAAGUCAUGCUGGUACUGAGACUCACUAAUCGCAAAAUUAGCAUUGUAAUUACGGUAAGCGUCUGUCUCAAACACAUGGAUGUGAUCUUUCACUCCUAUACGAUAAAAAUCUUUUGUGAAAUCUGUCGUGUUUUAUAGCUCUUGACAGUGGAAAAGAGCACUUUGCCCUUAGUAAUCUUAUGUUAUCUUGAAUGUUAUAUUACCUUGAAUUCUUUUUGUUAGAAUAAACUGGAAAUGGUU